Molecule: messenger RNA, 1347 nt
Organism: Cylindrotheca closterium
Lineage: Eukaryota; Bacillariophyta; Bacillariophyceae; Bacillariales; Bacillariaceae
Source: the annotation of a GenBank genome assembly
AUGUCCUCCAAAAUAGCAGAGUCAGUUGCUGAAUGCGCCCUGAGCCACUAUAACAAGAAUAUUUCGAAGGGGAAGCCAAAAGAUCAGUCAGAAUUUACAGUUUAUGCGUCUAUUGUUGCACAACAGGAGGACAAUUUCUGGGUGGUAUCGGCCGCCACAGGUACAAAAUGUACUGCUAUUCGAAAGCAAGGCUUUGUGCUCCAUGACUCGCAUGCGGAAAUACUUGCUCGACGUGGCUUGGUGAGAGUGCUGUGGCUACAGAUCAACGCAAUCUCAAAAUCUCAAUCGUUCUCAAAGGGGCGACUUUUGCUUGAACAAGAACCUUGCAAAGAGAAGUAUAAGAUCCGUCAAGAUAUUGCUCUUCAUCUAUAUGUUUCAGACUCGCCCUGUGGUGAUGCGAGCAUCUACGGUGCUAGCUCGGGAUUUUUUUUCACGGGGGCCAAGAUUAUUGUUUCUAAAGAGACCGGCGUUACUUCAACUGUAUGUGGUGGGGAUACUCAGCUCCUUCAAGGUGCACCGAUUGCGCGGGAAAACUCACAGCUCUUGAGUAGUUUGAGGUGCAAGUCUGGCCGCUCCAAUCUACCGUCACAUCUUCGUUCAACUAGCAUGUCAUGCUCAGACAAAAUUGUAAAAUGGAGUAUACUAGGUCUACAAGGAAGCCUACUUUCUAACCUCUUCAAGGAGCCAGUGUUGCUUUCUAGCAUUGUUGUAAGCCAAGAUACUCGGAUUAUCCCUGACACCAACCACCAACUAGAAGCCCUAGAACGAGCGAUUCCAAGUAGGGCAAGGGCAGUCUGGAACUACGUUGCUAAAACACACGAUACAUCUUCGAAAUGGCAAUGGAAAGAUCACAUUCCGUCAGUCCAUGUGGUUCGGAGUGCUUUCUCUUCAGGUAAAUCUGCUCUUGCUACAACUCUUGGAACUCCGUUUACAUCUCGGGAUGAACCUUCUCGACCCCCACCGUACAAAAAGACAAAGUUGUCAUCGGAAGCAAGUCCAAACCGAAAGGUAUCUCCUUGUGGAUUUGCAAUGAAUUGGCAGUGCACUGAUCCGAAUGUACCAGAAAUUCUGAUUGGAGCGAGAGGAAUUCGUCAGGGCAAGAAGCCUUCUGGAAAGAAAUUGGAAGAAUAUCAAAAAUUGAGCAGCCGGCUGUCAAGACAGUCACUGCUACAGCGCUGUACGGUGAUUUUCUCAACGGACAUUACCCAAUACCAAGCCCUGAAAUCAAACGAAUCGGACUCAAAUUGGAAGCUGUUAAAGACAGUGAUCCUUGAUGGUGGUCCAUUGUCAGGUUGGCUUCGGGAGCAAGAUGAUUUCCCUUUGCACCUUACAAGUGAGCAAGGAUAA